AUUCAAUGUACAUUUUGCCUCUGCCUGCCUGAAACUGUAGAUAUAUUGCAAUUUUUCUUCUCUUUUCUAACAUGACGACUAGUCAAAAUUUGGCUAGAUUGGAAGUUGGAAUUGCAGAAAAAAUAUUAAAAAUUGGGAUUAAUAAGUACAGAUUUAAAAAUUUCUAUGAUUUCUUUUCCCAUUAUUACACAGAACGAGCAUUACUCAUUGAGAGUGGCAAUAUUUUCUUUGUAAUAGUAAAAUAAUAUUAUCACCGUUUUCAGGAGCUGCUCACGCUCCUAGUUAAUAGACCAAAAAAUACACACCCAAGUGGCCAACUCCCAACAUGGCUUCCGAGGGUUUCCGACCGCUCGACGAAAAGUUAUUGGUGGAGUACGUGAAGAAGACGCCAUCUCUGGCCGCGAAGCUGGGUAAUCAGUUCGACAAUCUGGAAAUCAGAGAAGUAGGCGAUGGAAAUCUCAACUUCGUCUAUAUUGUAAUUGGUCCAUCGGGCUCCUUCGUCGUCAAACAGGCUCUGCCAUAUGUUCGCUGUAUAGGGGAAUCUUGGCCAAUGUCUAAAGAGCGUGCCUAUUUUGAAUCAUCAACUUUACUAGAACAUGGCAAGCUCUGUCCAGAUCAUGUUCCCGAGGUGUACCAUUUUGACAGGGCAAUGUGUUUGAUUGGCAUGCGCUACAUUGAGCCGCCUCACAUUAUCUUAAGGAAGGGGCUAAUUUCUGGUACUGAGUAUCCAUUGCUUGCGGAACAUGUGUCUGAGUAUAUGUCAAGGACACUGUUCUAUACUUCCCUACUUUAUCUGACCACUACAGAACAUAAGAGUGCAGUUGCUAAAUAUUGUGGGAAUGUGGAGUUAUGCAGACUUACUGAACAGGUUAUCUUUUCGGAUCCCUACAAAGUAUCUGAGUAUAACCGUUGGACAACUCCUUACCUUGAUGAUGAUGCUAAGGCAGUUCGAGAGGACAACAUUUUGAAACUUGAAGUUGCUGAGCUAAAAUCCAAGUUCUGUGAGAAAACCCAAGCUCUUAUACACGGUGAUCUCCAUACAGGUUCGGUCAUGGUUACCAAAGACUCAACUCAACUGAUAGAUCCUGAAUUUUCUUUCUAUGCGCCAAUGGGAUUUGAUAUUGGAGCUUUUAUUGGAAACCUGAUUUUAGCUUAUUUUUCUCAAGACGGACAUGCACGCGAAGGGUCUGAUCGUAAACUGUAUAAAGAGUGGAUUUUGAAAACAAUAUCAGAUACUUGGAACCUCUUCUACAGAAAGUUUACUGCCCUUUGGGAUAAGUACCAGGAUGGUCCUGGCGAAGCUUAUCUUUCAGCAAUAUAUAAUAACCCAGAGCUUCAGUUGCUGGUAAAACAGAAAUACAUGGAAGAUCUUUUCCAUGAUACACUUGGAUUUGGGGCUGCAAAAAUGAUAAGGAGAAUAGUGGGUGUUGCUCAUGUUGAGGAUUUUGAGUCAAUCAAGGAGGCUAGCAAACGAGCAGAAUGCGAGCGCAAGGCUCUUAACUGUGCUAAGACCCUUCUAAAGGAGAGGAAGAAAUUCCAUAGCAUUGGUGAAGUUGUUUCAGCUAUUGAGCAGUUUGCCAAAUGAUUCAUAUACUUUGAAGUAUUCCAAGCUAUUUGAACUCCACAAGUUCUAGUUUGUGAGAUUUGCGUAUGUUUAGUAUAUGGGUAUUACUGUGAAGGUAAUAUCGUAUAUGAUUGUCUUGAUGAUCGUUUAUUGAGAAUAUUUGGCACGGUGACUUUUGGUGGUUGGCCAUUCUUGUGGUGGUUCAUUUUUAUGCUUAUCUAUGCACGUUGGUGUGUGAAAUAAUGCACAUUCCUGUUUGCAUUUGUUUCCCCAUGUAGUUGUUUCCUCCCAAUUGCGCCAUUCCUUUCAUUACUUGCCUUUUUAUCGUUGGCGUUAAUAUUGAUUUGGAGACUAUAGGAGACCUGCCCCUGUGAUUCAGUCUUGUGAAAAAGUUUAUAUUAUCCUUUUUAUUGUUUCAGUUCAUUUUUUUUCAUUUGUUUACCAUAUAUUCUCUCCACUUAAUACAAAUACUCCGGACUUUACUCGA
Messenger RNA from Striga asiatica, 2051 nucleotides. The record is from the annotation of a GenBank genome assembly. NCBI's taxonomy places the organism in Eukaryota, Viridiplantae, Streptophyta, Magnoliopsida, Lamiales, Orobanchaceae.